Messenger RNA from Phytophthora nicotianae INRA-310, 1224 nucleotides. RefSeq lists its product as hypothetical. The record is from RefSeq and is a predicted model, not a curated record. NCBI's taxonomy places the organism in Eukaryota, Oomycota, Peronosporomycetes, Peronosporales, Peronosporaceae. The coding region runs from base 1 to 1224 and encodes 407 amino acids. The transcript is spliced from 3 exons.
AUGUCUUCAAUGGAGGAGUUCGAGCGCGCGCAGGCCCAAGCCAUGGAGCUGCUAAUCCAACAGUGUGUUACUGCUCAAGACGGCUCUCUUUCGAUGCCUUCAGCGGCCGCGGAUGCACGCGAGAACGCUGUAGCCAACGCGACGAUCCUGGACCUGCUGGCUCAGACGUGCGCGGACGCCAACGCAGCAGUACAGGAGCUGAGCGUGGAGGAAGUUGCCGCCGGAUUGGCCAACGCCGUGUCCGCUACGCAGGAGAGUCUCCGCAGUGUAGGGCAGAACGUGGGCGCGAUUUUGCAGGACCCCGAGCAGAUGCGCGAGCUGUGCUACCACGUCAAGCAGGCGGACGCCAAGGUGUUGGAGGCGCUACAGACGUCGCAGGUACUGUUGGAGGACCAGAGUGAUGGUAGCAAGGGUGAUGGUGCAUUGGUAUCCGACAAGGAUAUGGGAUCAACGGCGCUUAUGGUCCCAACCGACGAAGAGAACGUGCACAACAUGAUGGUGUUCGCUGAGAACAUGUGCACGACGAUGGAUCACGCCCUGAGUACAAUUACUAAGGACGAGCUGACACUAGCGGCGCAGUUAUCGCUCAAUAUUGCACAGAAGCUGCUGGAUGCAGGGCAGUCGCUGUUCACGUCGCUGGGUGAAGAAGAACGCCGAAAAGUGUGCGCUGGAGACCGUGGUGAUCGUAUUACGAUUGAGGAGAUCGAUGAUGAACUGGAUGCAAAUAAAGACAAUGAAUUGGGAAUGAAAGGAAGAGAUGAACCAAAGAAUAGCGGGCAAGUGAAACGAGCUGCUGUGCUUCGGACGUACGUGACGGACCUGUAUAACCGUACCCGUGAAGAAGCAGUGGAGCACCCUUUCCUCGCAGGAGCGCUUACUGCCGCAGGAUUGCCGUUUAUUGGACUGGCGAUCCCUGUUGCUAGCAUGGUCGCACUGGCGCUUAUGAUAGAAAAGCACUACCCGGAGCACGCGAAGCUGACGCUGGAGCUCUGUUCCAACUUCGUCCAGAUGUCCAAAUUAUGGUUCCUCUUGUUGAAGAUUAGUGCCCGACAGGUCAGCGUUGUGGCAAUGGAGUGCUUCCAGUCGUGGUACGAGUACGCGUCCACGAAUGGCUUCAUGGCUACGGGCUUUGAGCUAGCGUCAACAGGAUGCAGUAUUGGUUUCCUCGGUGUCUCCUACCUGUAUCAGAUGGCACUUGGCUUCACCAAGCAAGUUCUGCAGUAA